This is a messenger RNA of Striga hermonthica, 1344 nucleotides long. NCBI's taxonomy places the organism in Eukaryota, Viridiplantae, Streptophyta, Magnoliopsida, Lamiales, Orobanchaceae. The record is from the annotation of a GenBank genome assembly.
AUGGCGUCCCUCCCUUUUGGCCGUUCAUGGCCUCUGCAAAAACUGUGUCUGAGCCCGCAGAAUCACAGAGCCUUGGACGCCGUAUGCUGCUGCGCCGCCUCCACAGCUUCAACUCCGCACAACCUCGGCCGUGUCGGAGCUUCGAGCGGAACUUUAGAACCCAUCGUCGUCAACGGCCAUCCGCCGACUUUCGUCUCCGCCCCCGGCCGCCGUAUCAUCGCAGUUGGGGAUUUACAUGGAGAUCUUGAUAAAACAAGGUAUGCUCUUCAGAUGGCUGGAGUCUUGAGUGCUGAUGGUGAGGAUUUAUGGGUCGGUGGACAAACGGUAUUGGUUCAGCUUGGAGAUAUUUUAGAUAGGGGUGAAAAUGAAGUUGCGAUUUUGUCAUUGUUGAAGUCACUGGGUAUCCAGGCCAAAGUCAAUGGAGGUGCAGUUUUCCAGGUUAAUGGGAAUCAUGAAACCAUGAAUGUGGACGGUGAUUUUCGUUAUGUUUAUUCGGGUGGAUUUGAAGAGUGUGCUGACUUCCUGGAACAUUUGAAGAUAUGUGGCCAUAACUGGGAAGAGGCGUUUGUGGGUUGGGUUGGAGUGACUAAAAAAUUGAAAGAAGAUCGGCGCAAGUACUGGGAUCCUUGGGAUGUGAUGAAGAAGCAUGAAGGAGUGAUCUCAAGAUCAAUUCUGCUACGACCAGGAGGUUCAUUGGCAUCUGAAUUGGCACAACAUCCAGUUGUUCUCAAAAUCAAUGACUGGAUAUUCUGCCAUGGUGGCCUUCUUCCUCAUCACGUUGAGUACGGCAUAGAGAGGAUGAACAGAGAAGUAUCUUAUUGGAUGAAAGGCCUUUGCACGGACGAUGAUUAUCCUCAGAUCCCCUUUUUAGCCAUCAGAGGGUAUGACAGUGUAGUUUGGAGCCGUUUAUACUCAAGAGAGACGUCAGAUCUGCAAGAAUAUCAGAUCAAUCAGACCCAAUCUAUUCUUGGUGAGACGCUUCAAGCACUAGGUGCGAAGGCAAUGGUUGUUGGUCACACUCCACAGGCUACUGGAGUAAAUUGCAAAUUCAACUGCAGUAUUUGGCGUAUUGAUGUGGGGAUGUCUAGAGGAGUACUUGAUUCAAGGCCUGAGGUUCUAGAGAUACAUGAGGGCAAAGCAAGGGCAAUCAGGAGCAGAAGAGGUGCAUCUGGGAGAAAUCAGUGGUUUUUGGGAAUUGCUUCUUUGGAUGCAAACUUUGGCAGUAGUGUUGAGCUUAUUCCGUUGAUGGUAAAUUCUACGACAAUAUCUUUUAUCAUGAAGUACUCAUGUACAGUGCUGAGCUACAACGAUUUAGAAGCUUAUACAUACGUGUUUACCGAGUAA